Molecule: messenger RNA, 789 nt
Organism: Suillus plorans
Lineage: Eukaryota; Fungi; Basidiomycota; Agaricomycetes; Boletales; Suillaceae
Product: GTP-binding protein
Exons: 6
Coding region: 1-789 (262 amino acids)
Molecular function (GO): GTP binding
Source: RefSeq, a predicted model, not a curated record
AUGGAUCCUUCAGAGAUAAGAAAGAAAAUCGGUCGCUUUCGAAUCCUCGUCAUAGGAAGAGCGAACGCAGGAAAAACUACCAUCCUCCAAAGAGUCUGCAACACAUGGGACAGCCCAGAAAUAUACAACAUCGCAGGGGAAAAGAUCGAUCCUGCAGUCCUACAGGCAUCUAGAGAGCGUGGAGAACACGACAUCGAGAACGAAAUGGUGUUUCAAAGUAACCCGGGAUUUGUAUUCCACGACUCGCGCGGUUUCGAGGCAGGCGGCGAAUCAGAAUACAACAUGGUCAAGGCAUUUAUCACUCGCCGUUCCAAAGAAACCAAAAUAAAAAAUCAGCUCCAUGUCAUCUGGUACUGUAUCCCAAUGGACGAGGCCAGCAGGUCGUUCACCGCAGGUGAAAAUAAAUUUUUCUCUGAGUGCGAUACAGGAAGCACAUCACAAUCCUCAGUUCCAGUUAUCAUAUUGUUCACAAAGUUUGAUGCCCUCUACGACGUCGCAUUCAAACAGCUGAAAAAGAAUGGAACACCUCGACAAGACGCUACAACACAGGCCCCAAAACACGCCGAAGAGUCAUUUGCUAAUGGGCCACAACUGAGGUUUCUCAACGACCUCCCACGGCCUCCUAAAUGUCAUGUAUGCCUUCCUGACAUGAACAAGGAUGGUGCAGAUUGUAGCCCACUGAUCAAACGAACGGCUGAAACUCUGGAUAAUGAAGUGCUGGAGCAAUUGUUCGUGUCAACACAGCAGACCAAUUUGGAGCUCUGCGUGGAAUAUGCAAUUAAGAGGUAA